UUCCGCCAUGGAAGUUCUUUACGAGUCAGCAAAUUUUUCGACAAAAUGACUAGUUCGGUCGAAGUAAUUGAAGAUAAUUCACAAUUGAACGAAAAUGAAACUAACAUGGAUUUUGCAACCUCUGAAAAACAAGAAGCACGCGCAUUUUUACGCGAACGAUUUCUACGUGUAAUUACUGGAAUUGUUGGCAAACAAGCAGAUUUUUAUUUGUACGAAAAUACGCGGGUUUCCGCCGAGUUUAGAGGUUGUGAUGUGGAAUGCUUGGAAGUAUAUACACGGAAUUUGGAAACACCAUUGGGCAAGAUUCCAGAAGCUGUUCUAAGAACAAGUGACAUUAUUUAUAUGGAUAUGAAUGAUAUUAAUGUAGCACAAUAAAUUUCCAAAAUACAGGUUAGGUUUCAUUAUAUGUCUCGAUCUCUGUAAACAAUCAUUCGUUGAAACGUCACUAGAGAAGUGUGGAUACAUGCUAAUAUGGAAACAAUAGAAAGUGUAGAAAAUUUUCUUUAUUUCCAUGUUUCACUUAAUCAAGCUUGCAGACAGAAAGGUAUUGUUCUUCCGUGGUAUAUGAUAAAUUUCUCAAAUAGAGAAAUAGAAAUUGUAUUGCACUUGAUUCGUUGAUUUUCUUUUUCAAUCACUUUAAAUUUCACUUUAUAGCAUCUCCUUCCAGCAUAAGCCUCACUCAUCUUGUAUAUUUCCAUCAAUUUCAGAAACGACGAAGUUACGGCUAUGAUUAACAGUUAACUGAACAUAACCUGAAUCCAGAGCACGACCAUCAAAACAUUUCCUCCAUUCGUCACUUAACCUAAACUCGCAUAAAAACGUAUCUCAUUG
Messenger RNA from Apis mellifera (honey bee), 831 nucleotides. Its product is annotated as gem-associated protein 7. Gene Ontology annotation, biological process: spliceosomal snRNP assembly. Bases 46 to 375 code for a protein of 109 amino acids. Lineage: Eukaryota; Metazoa; Arthropoda; Insecta; Hymenoptera; Apidae. The record is from RefSeq and is a predicted model, not a curated record. The transcript is spliced from 3 exons. Gene Ontology annotation, cellular component: SMN-Sm protein complex.